Thyridium curvatum is the source of this 5736-nucleotide messenger RNA. RefSeq lists its product as uncharacterized. Bases 1 to 5736 code for a protein of 1911 amino acids. Gene Ontology annotation, biological process: phosphate-containing compound metabolic process. The record is from RefSeq and is a predicted model, not a curated record. Gene Ontology annotation, molecular function: magnesium ion binding; inorganic diphosphate phosphatase activity. NCBI's taxonomy places the organism in Eukaryota, Fungi, Ascomycota, Sordariomycetes, Thyridiales, Thyridiaceae. The transcript is spliced from 9 exons. Gene Ontology annotation, cellular component: cytoplasm.
AUGUCGACAACGUCGAGACAGUCGUGGGCGCCCAACAGGCGUGUCGCCAGUCUCCAGAACGCGGAGCGCAGGGCCCGCGCCGGUUCGCGGUCCUCCCAGAUCUCGGUGCCCUUCGAAGAUGGCUACACCUUUGCCCUCCGCGUCGCCUUCCUCCACUACCUCUUGCAGCCCAAGAAGAAGCGGAAGGAGUACGUCGCCGUGCCCAAGCAGCCGCAGCGCGCGCACACCGGCAUCGGCGACCUCAUGAAGGACUUUAUGCCCACCGGCUCCAGCUCGACCAACCUCAAGCUGCCGCACAGCUUCCGGACUGCUCUGGAGAAGCGCAUGGAGGGCGUCGUCAGGGGCAUCGAGAGGCUGCCCGGAUACAACGACCCCGCCGUGAAGCGGACGUUUGGAGAGGCAUACACGGCAUUUACCGCGGGCGACUUCCGGAAGGCGAUCGACAAGGACCGCAAGAUCGAGCCGCUCAUCCUCAUCUUCUACACCUCCGCGACCAAGGCGCUGGGGAGGGGCAAGGCGCACGAUGACCACUCAUGGAAGCCCAUGGUCGACAGGCACCUGGCGCUGUUUGUGCGGCUCGUCACGAAUAUUAUUCGCGACCACGGCGGCGACGGGCGCGCGGAGCUGCUGGCGAGGCUGAAUACCCUGGAGAAGAAGCUCCUGACAAACGACCAGGACCUCUACAUCGACACUGGCCAGGACGGGGAGCACAAGACGAUCGAGGUCGAGAUACCCCUGAGCUACGAAGUCAAGGACAUGCACAUGGUUCAGAUCGUGGCAAAGAUCUUCGGACGGACGCUUUCGCAGGCGCAGGCGGAUCUCGAGCCGAACAUCGCGGAAUGGACCGAAGAGGCUGCCCUCAAGGACCUCAAGGCGUACCAGCACCGGCUCAACUCUAAUAUGGCAGGGGCAUUGAGACGACAGGACUUUGACGUCGACGAGGCGUUUGACGAGUGGAAGAAGGCCGAGGGCCCGUAUCUGUCGCAGAUGAUGCUUGAGAUCCUGAGUGUCAAGCCCGAGCUGGCGAGGAUGUCGACGGGCAAUUUCGAGAAACCUCUGCCGCUGCGCCCCCAGUCGAUGUAUAGCGAGGACCAGGCCUACAGCGACUUGAGCAAGAUGGUGACAAACCCGGACGUGCAAUUCGAUCCCUCUCUUAGCAUGAGCUCCCUGUCGAUAGACGAAAAUGCCAGCGUCGACGAGGCUAGCUACACGUUCAUCCCCCCUGACCCACGCGCUUUCUACAAGUUCGUGCUCAAGCACGCCAUGUCUUAUGACCAGCUGCACCCCGACGAGCCUGCCCCGGGAGAACCACUGUCUAGGCAAUCUACAGAGCUGUUGGUCCAGCUGGCCGUGUAUUGGCGCCUGCCCCAGUUCACGCGAGAUGUGUCGAUGGCAGAGGUUGCAGCGCAAAAGUUUCUCGACCAGGAGCUCACGGUAGAGGAGCUCUAUGGCAUAUUUGAUGUCAUCAAGGAAGUCCCCAUCCCGGAACCAAAGAAACCGCCUUUCAUCCAGCACUAUGGCCUCCCUCUGGAUCAAAUUCCCAGAUCCAGGUGGACGAUGCAAGACUUUGCGGCGUUUCAGCAGAUACUUAGCAACCUGCACCAAGCAUUGUUAAGAGACCUGCUCGAAGUGGCUUCGAGGUGUUUCGAGCCAAAGGCCCCGUCGGUCGGACCUGUACUGAUGUUCAUCAUGAAUCACAUUCGCAGUGAUGAGGCAUUCUCACCCCGCCCGGGCGACACCGAGCAGGUGACGGAGCAUCUACGUAAUGCUCUCAUCGAGAAGGCUGCUGCUGUGUACCGAGAGUUUUUGGACUCUCACAUCCCGCAGAGUCAGGAAGAGUGGGACUUUAGCCACGUCGUCAAGCUUGGCAAAGCUGUCGUCGGCCUCUGCGAGAGGAUCAGGAAGAGAUAUAGGAAGAACCCCGAGAUCAUGGGCGUCAGCCCCUUCAAGGUUCUCGCGACCAGCAUCUUCCCCAACUUUGAGGAGGAUGCGCACGCCAUCAUCCAGCGUGUCAUUGAAGUGGCUAAGGACCGCGGAUUAGAGGUCAACCUUCAGGAUGGGUUCGAUCUGUACAAGGAGCUGGUCGAGAUACGCAAACUCCACGUGGCAGCCCUGCCCCAGAAGCCGUUCGCCUUCCACAUCGAGAAUGUGCUGGACGAGUUCGUGUGGCGGUGGAUCAGGGGGGCAGAAACCCGGAUGCGGGACUUUGUCGACGAGGCUAUCAAGCAGGAUAACUUUCAAGUCCGUGCAAAUAGCCCGGAGGGGAUACCGCUGGAUGCAGAGCGGCACAGCGUCUCCAUCAUCGACAUGUUCCAGCUGUUCAACCAGACGGUGGACCAGGUAUACCAGCUGGAGUGGAACGACGAGGUCCACCACGCGAGAUUCAUGACCGCGCUCUCCAAGGCCUUUGCUUCAGGCAUCGGCCGGUACUGCGAGAUCGUCGAGCAGCAAUUUGCAAGAGAGAUGGACAGGCCGUCGGCGCAGGAGCUGGCUUCGGCGAGCAAGACCACCCAGGAACGGUUCAUGCAGUAUGCCAAGGAUGCGUUGAGCACCAAGGAAAAGGUUGAGCCUUACCAGUUCUUGCCAGAGUCAUUUGUCAAACUCAACAACAUCGAAUAUGCCAUGCAGGCUCUCGACAAGCUCGAAAAGACAGUCAAUGUCGAUGGCUGUGCUGACGUGAUCCGCCAGGUCGAUGGACCUCCCAAGCCCAUCGACCGGCGGAACGCUAAAUACGUCUUCACCAUCAAGAUCGUAGAGGCCGAGGACCUGAAGGCCUGCGACCCGAAUGGCUUUAGUGACCCCUAUGUCGUGCUGGUGGAUGAGUACCAGAAGCGUCUGGCCAAGACGCGCAUCAUCAUGAGGAACCUGAACCCGCGGUGGGACGAGUCCGUUGACAUCACCGUGACCGGCCCGCUGAACAUCAUCGCCACGAUCUGGGAUUAUGAUACCUUUGGCGAUCACGACUUUGUGGGCCGCACCUCGCUCAAGCUGGACCCUAUCCACUUCAGUGACUACCUACCUCGCGAGUUCUGGCUGGAUCUCGAUACGCAGGGCAGGUUGCUGCUUCGUGUGAGCAUGGAGGGGGAGCGUGAUGACAUACAAUUCCACUUUGGCAAGGCCUUUAGGCAUCUGAAGAGGACCGAGAGGGACAUGGUCCGGAAGGUCACUGAUAAGUUGGUCACUCACAUCAACGCUUCUCUGUCCCACGAGGCGCUGCGAAACUUGCUGAGCCGAGGCAUCGCGGGCUCCAUGGCGGCGCUGUGGCAGAAGCGGACGUCCAAGGCCCCGGCCAUCACGCAAGCGGACAUUGAGAACGCGCUCCAGUCGCUGUUCACCUACUUUGACGAGAACUUCGCCAUCAUGAAGCAGACGCUCACGGACGCGACGAUGCUGGCCGUCAUGACGCGCCUCUGGAAGGAGGUGCUCAUGGCGAUCGAGAACCUGCUCGUGCCGCCGCUGUCGGAGAAGCCGUCGACGCAGAAGCCGCUGACGCAGUCGGAGAUGGACGUCGUGUACCGCUGGCUGCAGCUGCUGUUCGAGUUCUUCAACGCCAAGGACGACAGCAGCGGCGAGGUGCUGGGCGUGCCGGCCGACGUGCUCAAGUCGCCUAAGUGGCACGAGCUGGCGUCGCUCAACUUCUUCUACUUUGACAGCACGGACAACCUGAUCCGCACGUCGGAGCGCAUGGCGGCGGCGACGGCGCAGCGCGCGCAGCAGCAGCUCCAGGCGGCGAACAACAUCUCGGCGCAGGGCCACCAGCGCCUCCUGUCGGCGCCGGCGGCGCUCGGCGGCGCCGCGGGCGGGCUGGGCGCCGCGGCGUUCGCGAGCAUGGGCACGAUCCGCCGGGGCAAGAGCAUCAUGAUGAGCCGCAACCUGGGCACGAUGCGCAAGGCCAAGGAGGAGAAGCGGCGCGAGGCGCAGGCGGACCCCUCGGACGACAUGAUCCUGCGGAUCCUGCGCAUGCGGCCCGAGGCCGCGGGGUACCUGCGCGAGCGGCACCGGCAGAAGGAGAGGAUGGCGGCGCACGCUGCCGCGGCGAUGAUUGAAGUUCUGCAGCACCACGCUGUGAAUCCGAGAAUCUCUCGGGAAAAGGGGUUGCGACCAUCUUGCUUCUGCCAGCGGCGUGCAGCAAAGUUCCUAGGCUCAAGCACAGCGCCUUCCGUAGUGGUGGGCCGAAUAGCCAAGGUUCAGCGACGAGCCACGAGGCUGGGACGCCUAAAAGGGCCGCUGAGUCCCGGACAACCGGCUGCUGGCUUCCUCUCUCCCCCUUUCCCUCCCUCCCCCCAGUACAAUGCUGUUGCCGCUACCGCAGACAGCACAGCGAGCACGCCUCCACUUACCAAAACUGCUGGCCCCGGCACGAACACACCAGAGGCAGAGGGCGGUUCUCCAAGUGCCGUUGGACCACUGCCAGCUGCAGCGGCGAUCGGUGCACAACUGGCGCGGGCGGGUCGCCAAUCACGCAAGCGGCUUUGGGGGUGUCGUCACCCUGGCGCCACAGCAGCAGAAACAGCUGGAGCCCCAGAAGCAGAUAGGGACUACAGGGACCAUGGCGAGGCGGCCUGGGCCUGGGUCUGGGUCUGGGCAGCAACCCACCACACUACUAAGAGAAACGUCGACACCGCCGGCGCAAAUAGUGCCACCGCCAGCAGGGCCUCUGCCUUUCCACCCGCUUCAAUCUCUUCCUCGUCCCUAUUGACAAACAUCUCUUCGCAAAGGAAGUCUGUCUCAUCACUCCAGCGCACUGCUCAGAUAGCUCGUCACUUUUCCCAGUCGAGCUCUUCUCUCUCCCCGUCGUCUUCCCCUCCAGCCGCUCCAGCCUCCGAGUACAUCCCGUCGCUCGAAAAGUCAAAGGACACGAUGGCCUCCUCCGCCUACAAGGUGCGCAAGGUCGCUGCGCCCAACACCCUCGAGCACCGCGUCUACAUCGAGAAGGAUGGCGUCCCCGUCUCUCCCUUCCACGACAUCCCCCUCUACGCCAACCAGGAGCAGACCAUCCUGAACAUGGUCGUCGAGAUCCCCCGCUGGACCAACGCCAAGCUCGAGAUCUCCAAGGAUGAGCUCCUCAACCCCAUCAAGCAGGACAUCAAGAAGGGCAAGCUCCGCUACGUCCGCAACUGCUUCCCCCACAAGGGCUACCUGUGGAACUACGGUGCCUUCCCUCAGACCUGGGAGGACCCCAACGCCAUCCACCCCGAGACCAAGGCCAAGGGCGACAACGACCCGCUCGAUGUCUGCGAGAUUGGUGAGCUCGUCGGCUACACCGGCCAGGUCAAGCAGGUCAAGGUCCUCGGCGUCAUGGCUCUCCUUGACGAGGAGGAGACCGACUGGAAGGUCAUUGUCAUUGACGUGAACGACCCCCUGGCCCCCAAGCUCAACGACGUUGAGGAUGUCGAGCGCCACCUGCCCGGUCUGCUGCGCGCCACCAACGAGUGGUUCCGUAUCUACAAGAUCCCGGAUGGAAAGCCCGAGAACCAGUUCGCUUUCACUGGCGAGUGCAAGAACAAGAAGUACGCCAUGGACGUCAUCCGCGAGUGUGCUGAGGCCUGGGAGAGGCUCAUCACUGGCAAGACCCAGCCUGGCAGCAUCUCGACCACCAACCUGACUGUGGCCCACUCGCCCAGCCGUGUCAACCCCGACCAGCUGCCUCCCCUGCCGGCCAACGAGGAGCUGGCUCCUGCCAAGAUUGAUGCCUCCAUCGACAAGUGGUUCUUCAUCAGCGGCGCCUCGGCAUGA